Molecule: messenger RNA, 225 nt
Organism: Kalmanozyma brasiliensis GHG001
Lineage: Eukaryota; Fungi; Basidiomycota; Ustilaginomycetes; Ustilaginales
Product: Zinc finger protein
Exons: 3
Coding region: 1-225 (74 amino acids)
Source: RefSeq, a predicted model, not a curated record
AUGGUGCGCGGCCACGCCAAACAACAAGCGCAAGAAGCGGCCAAGAAGAAAGCUGACGCUGCCAAAGGCGGCAAGUCCCAAUUGGGCGAGGCAAGAACCAAAGGGUUGAAGUUCACUUGUCCCGUUUGCAAGGGUCAAAACCCCAACUACAAAGUCCUCAAGGAGCACUUUGAGAACAAGCAUCCGAAGGACACGUGUCCUCCCGAAAGCUCAUUCACCGCUUAA